CGUGUAGUUGUGACACACCUCUCGGUUGAGUAGAAGUCUCUGGAAUACUUUCUUGUUGGUGACUAAAUCAAGUGUGUUGCUGAUAAAACUCAUCACUCGUUUGAGUGGUCUACUCUGUUUUUGGUCCAUUGCUUCCUUUCCUUGUUAAUUUGAUUUUGUAGUGAACUUCAAAAGAUUCAAAACAUCAUGAUUAUAUAUCAAUCACACUUAUUUCUAUAAUAAUACCAACACUGUGAUUGCAUAUUCACCACUCUUUUCAGCAAGCAAUGAAGCUAGCCUUGGUAGUUCUGGUCUUUUCCACCCUAUCCUUUGCCAUAACCCCAACUCUUGCAAUUUCCAUGUCGAAACCCGGGUGUCCAGAAAAGUGUGGAGAUGUCACCAUUCCCUAUCCUUUUGGAAUUGGUUACCUGUGCAGUGCAAACCCCUCAUUCGCAGUUAUAUGCAAAUAUUCGGCAGGAAACUCCACAAGAAUGGUGCCAUUCUUGAACAUUAUAAACUUAGAAAUAGUGAAUGUUUCUAUCUACGGUGUGGUUAUAGUGAAUCUGCCCGUGUCGUCGAUAAACUGCUCUGAAGGGCAAAGAAGAGAAUCUCUACCCAUAUCACUCUCAGGAAGUCCGUUCACAGUCUCAGCACACUACAACACGUUAGUCGUACUAGGCUGCAAGAAUGCUGUGUGGCUUCAUGAUAAUGGAAAGGAAGUUGGAGGAUGCUUGGCUAUGUGUGAUGAUGCUAAUUCUACAGACGCACUCAGUUGCAAUGGCGUAAAUUGCUGCAAAACAUCAAUUCCAAGACGAGUCCAUGAGUUUGAGUUUACUUACCAAAGUAUUCAAACCAGCAACAGCAGUUUAUGUGGGUAUGUUUUUCCUGUUGACAAGAAAUGGAUGCAAAAUGGGGAUUACAAAAGGUAUAAAGGCCUUGUGGAUGAUCUGUCGAAUCCAUCUGAUCGCGAGUUUGGAUUUGUGCCGUUGGUACUUGAGUGGGAAUAUGGUAAUGAAAGAACGUUCUACAAUUUAAAUUGCUCAUCUCCAUCUCAUUAUGGAUAUCAGUCCUUUGAUGAAGGUAGUUGCAAGAUAAAAAUUACCGAUCCUUUUGAAUACCACACAGACUCGGAUUAUUCAGAAUGUGGAUCAUUGUUUGAUUAUUAUCAAUAUCAAAAGAGAUAUUUAUCUUAUUAUCACGAAUAUGAGUAUGUAUCUUCAACAGAAUACUGCACAUGUAGUGCAGGAUAUGAAGGAAAUCCAUAUAUGUUUGAUGGAUGUCAAUAUCCAGAUGGGCUUUAUAACAAUAAUAGAUCUCAAGAUAGCAUUAAAAUACCAUCCAUCAUUAUUGGCAGUGUGUUUGGUGGGUUGCUUUUGCUCACUACAGCUUGGAAGUUUGGCAAAACUAUUACAGAGAUGGUAAAGGCCAGCCGAAAAUACAUGUUUUACAGGAGAAAUGGAGGCAUUUUGUUGGAGCAACAGUUGGCUGCUAUUGAGAAAGGCAUUGAGAAAACAAGAUUGUUUAGUUCUGUUGAGUUGGCCAAAGCUACUGAUGACUACAAUGAGAAUCGAGUACUUGGCCGUGGUGGUGAAGGUGUUGUGUAUAAAGGGAUGUUGGAGGAUGGAAGAAUCGUGGCAGUGAAGAAGUCGGAGAGGGUCAAACAAGGUGAUGUGGUAGACUUCAUUAACGAGGUUGUGAUUGUAUCACAGUUAAACCAUAGGAAUGUGGUAAAGCUGCUCGGGUGUUGUCUGGAAAGUGAAGUACCUCGUCUGGUCUACGAGUUCAUCCCCAAUGGCACUCUUUUUUCUCACAUCCAUCAUCCACAUGAAGAUUUCCCCUUAUUAUGGGAAAUGCGGGUGAGAAUUGCAAAGCAAGUGGCCGGAGCUCUUGCGUACUUGCACUCUGCUGCAUCUGUUCCUAUCUAUCACCGUGACAUCAAAUCAACCAACAUACUCUUGGAUGAGAAAUAUCGAGCCAAAAUAUCAGAUUUUGGGACAUCAAGAUCAAUUUCUCUCGAUCAAACUCACGUGACCACACGAGUGGUAGGCACGUUUGGGUACUUGGAUCCUGAGUACUUCCAGUCGAGCCAGUUCACAGAAAAGAGCGAUGUUUACAGUUUUGGUGUGGUGUUGGUUGAGCUUCUAACUGGAGAGAAGGCAAUAUCGGCUGUUAGAGUUGAAGAAGGUAGGGGUCUGUCCAUGCAUUUCCUACAUUCGAUGGAGCAAGAUCAGUUAUUUGAUAUUGUUGAUGCAAGGGUACUCAAAGAGGGCAAAAAGGAGGAAAUCGAGGCGAUGGCUGAAAUCGCCAAAAGAUGUCUGCAUUUGAAUGGGAAGGGCAGGCCAACGAUGAUGGAAGUUUCGCACCAUUUGGAAGGAAUCAAAGUAGAGAUUCCUGAAAAUCAGAUACAAAGCAGUGGCUGUGAUCCUAUUGAAGAUGUUGACUCUGAUGGCCUCUCUUCCAUCUCGGAAAUCAUUGAAUGUUCGUCAUCUGAUGAGUCUUGA
Molecule: messenger RNA, 2480 nt
Organism: Salvia splendens (bonfire salvia)
Lineage: Eukaryota; Viridiplantae; Streptophyta; Magnoliopsida; Lamiales; Lamiaceae
Product: wall-associated receptor kinase-like 1
Exons: 1
Coding region: 267-2480 (737 amino acids)
Biological process (GO): cell surface receptor signaling pathway; protein phosphorylation
Cellular component (GO): plasma membrane
Molecular function (GO): ATP binding; polysaccharide binding; protein serine/threonine kinase activity
Source: RefSeq, a predicted model, not a curated record